AUGGAUGAAGCUAUUAACUUGUCUGGUUAUGAAGAUGAAGAGGAGGUUGGAAGCGUUCCAAAUAAAGAAGAAGUUCCAUCGGGUUCUAAAGCUUCUAAAGCUACUAAGGUGAAAGCAAAGAAACUGAAACCAAACUUAUCUAGUAACCCUGUGAAACGCCAACGUAAGCUAACUUCCCCUGUUUGGAAACAUUUUGAAAUGAUUGAUGAAUUAGAUGAAAAUGGAAAUAUUCAGUCUAAAUGCAAGAAAUGUGGGACUAAAUAUAUUGCUGAAAGUAGUUAUGGGAUAGGGAAUAUGCUUAGACAUGCUAGGACCUGUAACACACACAAUUAUGCUGAUGUUGGUCAACUUUUGAUAAAAACUAACAUGAAUUGUUCAUUGGGAACUCGAUCUGUCAUGUAUAAGCAUGAUGAAUUUCGUGAAUUAGUUGCAAUUGCAGUUGCUAGACACAAUCUUCCUCUUCAAUUUGUUGAAUAUGAAGGUAUUAGGAACUGUUUUUCUUACUUGAACCCGGAAGUGAAAACCUUUUGUAGAAACACCGUAAAAAGUGAGAUAAAAAACAUGUAUUUGGUUGAAAAAAAUAAGCUUUGUGAUGUUUUGCAAUCUAUUCCUGGUAGAGUAGCAUUAACUUCUGAUUGUUGGACUUCUGUGACCACAGAUGGGUAUAUUUCAUUAACUGCUCACUUUGUUGAUCAAAAUUGGUGUUUGCAAAAAAAAGUUCUUGCUUUACUCUCAUGCCUCCUCCCCAUACUGGUGUUUCAUUAG
Lactuca virosa is the source of this 765-nucleotide messenger RNA. Lineage: Eukaryota; Viridiplantae; Streptophyta; Magnoliopsida; Asterales; Asteraceae. The record is from the annotation of a GenBank genome assembly.